GUGUUUUAAGGACGUGAAACUGACACAGUGACUGCCACUGAGAGGAGAAAUGGCAGAACAGGCAGUUCAGAUGGACCGAAACACCUUCGACUGUUCGAUCUGUCUGGAUCUACUGACCGAGCCGGUGACUAUUCCCUGUGGACACAGCUACUGUAUGAACUGCAUUGUGGGUCACUGGAAUGAAGGAGUCUACAGCUGCCCACAGUGCAGGAAAACGUUUACACCGAGGCCUGUUCUGGAGAAAAACAUCAUAUUAGCAGCUGCAGUGGAGCAACUGAGGAACAAUCGACACCAAGCUGCUGCUGCUUCUGCUGCUCCUGCUGAUCACCGCUAUGCUGGACCUGACGAUGUGGCCUGUGAUUUCUGCUCCGGAAGACAACUGAAAGCCAUCAAGUCCUGUUUAAUCUGUCAGGCCGCUUACUGUGAGGAACAUUUGGAGCCUCAUUAUGAAGAUUUCUAUCUAGAGAAUCACAUUCUGGUGGAGCCGGUCAAGAACCUCCAUCAGAACUCUUCUUCAGCAGAUAUCCUACAUGGUCUGUUAUGGCCUGAGGUUGAACUCUACACUGAUCACUGUAUUUUACUGUCAGAACCAGAACCAAAGACCAGAGUGGACUUCUUAAAAUAUUUACGAGAAAUCACACUGGACCCAAACACAGCACACCCUCAGCUGGUACUAUCGGAGGGGAACAGGAAGGUCACUUUUGCACGUCAACAGCAACAGUGCUUCAGUCACCCAGACAGAUUCACUGAAUGGUUUCAGGUUCUGAGCAGUGAGAGUCUGACUGGACGUUGCUACUGGGAGGUGGAGUGGAGAGGGAAGGGGGUUUCUGUAGCAGUCGCAUACAAGAACAUCAGCAGAACAGGAGGUGUGAAUGAAUGUGGAUUUGGACAUAAUGAUAAAUCCUGGGCUUUACUUUUUGACAUAAGUAGCAAUUCGUUUUGGUACAACAACAUCAAAACCCCCAUCUCAGGUCCAGUUUCCUCCAGAGUCGGAGUUUAUCUGGAUCACAGCGCAGGUGAGCUGUUCUUCUACAGCGUCUCUGAAUCCAUGACUUUGCUGCACAGAGUCCAGACCAGAUUCACUCAGCCGCUGCUGACUGGAGUUAGGAUGUACAACACGGCACUUUCUGCUGAGUUCUGUGAACCCAUAGAAACAUUAUUCACUUAAAUCUCAUCACUUUUAUUGUUGUUCGAUAUCAAAUGCACAGAAAUGAGUUUAUUCUGACAUUUAUGUGCGGACAGUUUUUUUUCUGUAUCCAUGUUGAAAAUAGUUAAACCAUCUGAUCAUUUUUGAUUUUGUUGAGCCCUGACACACAUGAAACAACAGAUAUUGUCUAAUUAAUCCUUCAGGCUGCUGACAGAUUUUGUUUGUAUUUCCUUUUAACUCAUGUAAAGCAAUUUGAAUUGCCUUGUUGCUGAAAAUGUGCUAUAUAAAUAAAAUUACCUUACCUUAGCUUACCUUA
This is a messenger RNA of Poecilia latipinna (sailfin molly), 1463 nucleotides long. Its product is annotated as E3 ubiquitin/ISG15 ligase TRIM25-like. The record is from RefSeq and is a predicted model, not a curated record. Gene Ontology annotation, molecular function: protein binding. The coding region runs from base 50 to 1168 and encodes 372 amino acids. The transcript has a single exon. Lineage: Eukaryota; Metazoa; Chordata; Actinopteri; Cyprinodontiformes; Poeciliidae.